GGUACACUACGCCCAUCAGUAAGCAUCUGUCUCUUGUGAGGAUCUGUUGUCAUUCUUUCUGAGGGGAAACGUCAAGUUGAUAAAAAUGUCGCGUGAAAUCAUUACGCUGCAAGUUGGUCAGGCUGGCAACAAAAUUGGCAACAAGUUCUGGGAGGUGAUCUCUGACGAGCAUGGCAUCGACAAAUCCCGCAUGUACCACGGUAACUCCCCCGUCUCGCAGUUGGAACGAAUCGACGUCUACUUCGCUCAAGGUUCGGCAGCAGAAAAAUAUAUACCCCGAGCCGUGCUGCUCGACCUGGAUUUCGUUAGCCUAGCGUCCAUUCGGUCUGGACCUUUGGGGGCGUUCUACAAUCCGGGACACUUCGUCUCCGGCUUCGGUGGAACGGAAAACAACUAUGCCAAGGGUCACUACACAGACGGGGCUGCGAUCGUCGACGAAGCUAUGGACGUUUUGCGAAGAGAGGCUGAGAACUGUAGCUCGUUACAGGGAUUCCAAAUGACUCAUUCCCUUGGUGGCGGUACUGGCUCGGGCUUGGGAACACUUCUUCUAAGCAAGAUUGUCGAUGCGUACCCAGACCGCAUGAUCUCCACCUACAGCGUUGCACCUUCCCCGAAGAUGCCACACGUAGCUGUGGUGGAGCCGUACAAUGCCGUCCUGGCAUACCAUAGUCUCAUCACACAGUCACAUGCCACCUUCUGCAUCGACAACGACGCCCUGUACGACAUUUGCUUCGACACCCAGGGUGUGAGCAGCCCUACGUUCGACGAUCUCAACCACCUUGUGUCAGCCACCAUGAGUGGUGUGACCGCCGCCUUCAGGUACCCUGGUCACGUCAAUGAAACCCUCAUGAAGAUGGCAGUAAACAUGGCCCCCUUCCCCCAGCUCCAUUUCUUGCUGUCUGGUUAUGCUCCUCUGACCAAAAGAGGCAGUCCACCCAAGACUAACCUAACCGUUCCCGAGGUGGCCCAGCAUUUGUUCGAUGCCAAGAGCAUGCUGGCCGCUUGCGACCCCAGUCAUGGCCGUAACCUGACCACUGCCGCCCACUUCCGAGGCCCUAUGACCCUGAAGGAAGUUGACGAGCAGAUGCAGCAAGUGAGAGACAAGAACAGCGACUACUUUGUGGAUUGGAUCCCAGACAACGUCUUGACCAGCGUCUGCAAGAUCCCACCACAAGGCCUCAAUAUGUCCGGCACCUACAUUGCCAAUAGCACCGCCAUCAAGGAAGUGUUCCAGCGCAUCUCCAAACAGUUCGCCAAACUGUACAAGCGCAAGGCUUUCUUGAACAUGUACAAGAGCGAGGGUCUGGAUGAAAUGGAGUUCCAAGAGGCUGAUAAGAACGUCAGAGACCUGAUGAAGGAGUACCAACAAUACGAAGAUGCAACAGCUGAUUAAGGUGGGGGCGCCCUUGAUUAGGAGUAAACAAAGCAAACAACAAACAAAAAUCCACGAACAACAAAUAAAUACAUUCAAAACGAAAUCUUUAGACAACGUUCAGGACAUCUUUUUAAGCAUUUUUCCGUCUUGUAAAUUUGCCGGUUUGAAGGUCAAUCAGACUAUAACGGGUUUUGUGUACCGUAACUUGUUGCUUAACGCUUAUAGAGGGUUUUAAUAUCUCGGGAGUUGCUGUAUUUUAAUUGGCAAACCGAUAUGUUUACCCCACUAGCACAUUACAUCGGAUUCGAAGAGUCUUUGAAAUCUGUGGUUAAAAAUUGCUGAAACACUUCGUGUUUGAAAAGCAACGUUUUAUGACCGUACAGGUUCAGUUUUCGGGAUUUUAGUUGAAUUAAAAAAAAAGUGUUAUCAAAACAUAAAAAACACGUUACUUUUUGUGGAAAUUGCCACAGCAAAUUUAUUCGGCAUUUACGGUGUGUAAAAAUAUCAAGAUUUAAGAGUCCAUUCCAUUCUUGUUAAAACGACAAGUUGUAAAUAUUCAAUAGCCUCCAUUCAUAAUAUAAACGUAACUAUAAUGAUUCCAUUGUUACUUUUACUUCUUUUCCUUUACCUGCAUAGACAAAGUAGCCACGUGCUAUAAUUUUAUAGUUGUAGUCAGUUUGAAAAGUUGUAUUUAUUUUAGACUAGUUGGUCACUGAAGUCUAAAACACGGAUCAUCAAUCGAAAGUAUUGAACCAUGAUCUGACAAAAAAACUGUGCACUCUCAUAAUAUAUAUUGGCUGUUUCUCCGUCAGCCAACUUUGUUAUGCGCGCAUGCGCGAAUUUCGCUACCAAGGUUUUCUGUAUAGUCAUAUUCGAUCAGAAUAUUUGCAUUUGUAAUGAUUUAGAACAUAAAGACAAAUUUAAUAUUUAGCGAAAUUCUUGAGGUGGAUUUCUUUUCCCAAUUGUAUGAUAAUUUACAUAUUUAUGGUUUUACAGGGUCUUUGCAUACCAAAUGUUAUGGUAAUUCAGAUUAAUAUUCAUGCAAAUUAAAGCAGUAGCUGCGAUGUUUUUUUG
Messenger RNA from Patiria miniata (bat star), 2449 nucleotides. RefSeq names its product tubulin beta chain-like. Gene Ontology annotation, cellular component: microtubule; cytoplasm. Gene Ontology annotation, molecular function: GTPase activity; GTP binding; structural constituent of cytoskeleton. NCBI's taxonomy places the organism in Eukaryota, Metazoa, Echinodermata, Asteroidea, Valvatida, Asterinidae. The transcript has 3 exons. The record is from RefSeq and is a predicted model, not a curated record. Bases 86 to 1393 code for a protein of 435 amino acids. Gene Ontology annotation, biological process: microtubule cytoskeleton organization; mitotic cell cycle.